Sinocyclocheilus rhinocerous is the source of this 2759-nucleotide messenger RNA. RefSeq names its product phosphoglucomutase-1-like. Gene Ontology annotation, cellular component: cytosol. Gene Ontology annotation, molecular function: magnesium ion binding; phosphoglucomutase activity. The transcript has 13 exons. The coding region runs from base 91 to 1791 and encodes 566 amino acids. Lineage: Eukaryota; Metazoa; Chordata; Actinopteri; Cypriniformes; Cyprinidae. The record is from RefSeq and is a predicted model, not a curated record. Gene Ontology annotation, biological process: carbohydrate metabolic process.
CUCCUUCUCCUCCUGUCCCAGUCACUCUCUCUCUCUCCUCUGAGAGGAGCUAACAGCUUCUCCUUCAUUCUUCCUCAACGGACUGGAGCAAUGAACGAUAGUCCCUUGCAAGUGCUGACUUUGCCUACUUCUCCGUACCCUGACCAGAGGCCCGGAACCAAUGGCCUGAGGAAGAAGACCCAUGUUUUCCAGUCUGAAAAGUACUACCUGCACAACUUCAUUCAAUGCAUCUUCUCCUCCAUCGACCUGCGGGACAGGCAGGGCUCCACUAUGGUGGUGGGUGGAGAUGGACGCUACUUCAAUUCGACUGCCAUUCAGGUCAUAGUGCAGAUGGCUGCCGCUAAUGGGGUGGGUCGUGUUGUGAUCGGUCAGAAUGGCAUCAUGUCGACGCCCGCUGUGUCGUGUGUGAUCAGGAAGAUCAAAGCUAUCGGUGGCAUUAUUCUCACAGCCAGUCACAACCCUGGAGGACCUGACGGAGACUUCGGCAUCAAAUUCAAUACUGCCAGUGGAGGUCCAGCACCAGAGGCUGUCACGAAUAAAAUCUUCCAGUUGAGCAGAACCAUAGAGGAGCUUGCCAUCUGUCCUGAACUCAGAGUCGAUCUGGGGACUAUCGGCAAGCAGUCCUUCGACCUGGAGAACAAAUUCAAACCUUUUACAGUGGAAAUUGUGGAUCCAGUCGAAUCCUAUGCCAACUCACUGAGGAACAUCUUCGAUUUCGCUGUUCUAAAGGAGCUUCUGUCCGGAGACAACCACAUACAAAUCCGUUUAGAUGCCAUGCAUGGAGUGACUGGGCCAUAUGUGAAGAAGAUCCUGUGUGAGGAGCUGGGCUCCCCUGCAAAUUCAGCCAUCAACUGUGCACCUCUGGAGGACUUUGGAGGUGGCCACCCAGACCCCAACUUGAUCUAUGCCGCUGACCUUGUUGAGACGAUGAAGAGCGGACAGUAUGACUUCGGAGCUGCUUUUGAUGGUGACGGUGAGCGUAAUAUGAUCCUGGGGAAGCACGGCUUCUUCGUAAACCCCUCCGACUCAGUUGCCGUCAUCGCUGCGAACAUCUUCUGCAUUCCUUACUUCCAGCACACAGGAGUAAGAGGCUUUGCUAGGAGUAUGCCCACCAGUGCCGCUCUGGACAUGGUGGCCAGAGCCACCAAGAUCCAGCUGUAUGAGACCCCAGCCGGAUGGAGGUAUUUUGGGAGCUUGAUGGACGCAGGUCGUCUCUCGCUGUGUGGGGAGGAAAGUUUUGGCACAGGUUCUGAUUAUAUUCGAGAGAAGGAUGGGCUCUGGGCAGUGCUAGCAUGGAUGUCCAUCCUAGCAGCGAGGAGGCAAAGUGUAGAAGACAUUAUGACAGACCACUGGAGAACCUACGGGAGGAACUACUACACCAGAUUUGACUAUGAGGAAGUGGAUUUAGAUGCGGCUGUGGAGAUGAUGCUGGAUCUGGAGCUGAUGAUUUCAGACAGGGCAUUCAUAGGGCAAGUGUUUACUGUGGGGGAAAAGAAAUACCAAGUGGAGGCGGCAGACAAUUUUGAGUACAGUGACCCUGUGGAUGGAACCAUUUCACGAAACCAGGGUUUGCGGAUUGUUUUUAAAGGAGGUUCUCGCAUAAUCUUUCGUCUCAGUGUGAGCGAUAGUUUCGGAGCCACAGUUCGUCUGUAUAUCGACAGUUAUGAGAAAGAUAUAAACAAGCUCUUUCAGGACCCACAGGUGGCGCUGGCGGAGCUCGUCACCAUUGCCCUGCAGCUUUCACAGAUACAUGAAAGAACCGGGCGAAGAGGCCCUACUGUUAUUACAUGAUUAUAUUAAAUGUCAUCUUUACAUUUCAGUUUUUUUAAUAAACAUUGCUAUCCGCGAAAAGUGUAACUGCAGCAUGUGCAGACGUUCUCGAAUCCUUCACUGUCACCAUUGCUUAGCUUAUGAAUAUUAAUUACGCCACUUGACGCUUCAGGAAGGUUGCCCAGCAACGUGCCCAUGACAUAUUUAAUAUUCAUGAGCCAACCACUGACGAAAGUUGUAUUCGUGAAUGUGCUGCCCAACAACGACAUGCACUCAUAAACAAGCGCUGAUCUGAAGUGGAAGUGUAAUAUUCUGGCUGAAGUAAUUGUGAAAUGAGACGCAGUUGUGACUGACAGAAAUCAGUAACAAUGGAAGCUUAUGACCUGCUGCUGCCUUGCUCUCCAUCAACACAAGUCAUGAAGAAGAGCCAGGAGCUGGAGGUUUUUUUAUUUAUCUGUUCAAAUACAGAUUCUGAAGGUGUGGGGCUGAAGUCAAGGGAGAGGCAAGACCACUAAUCUUCAGACUCUUUUACUGUCAAGUUUUGUAAUAGAUAUCAUAAAAAUAUAGGCUUUGUAAACAAACCGGCUCCUCUUCUUUUCAAGACAAGUGUGUAGAAUUGCCUUUGAGGGGUAUCUUAGCAUAUGGAUGAAAAUUGCCACCACUAACCCAGAACUUCUGAUGGUAAACGAAUGUAAGUGAUUUGAUAUGACUGUAUUUAAAGUGAUAAAGUGGAAUACUGUACAUAAAAAGAGAGUAUCAUCAAAUCUACUGUUAGUGCUUUAUUUGCAAUCUUUGCAACUUUUUCAUUUAUAUUUGAGAACAUCUUGCAUAGAUCAACUGUAAUAGUAUUUUUAGAGUCUGAUGUGGAGAUGGUCUGCCAAAAUGAAUUGAUAUUUCUCAUUUUAGAUUCAGAUGAAUUCAUCAACUGUAGAGACAGAUGUGCAGUCCGGUCAAAUGGCAAUAAGACAGAUCAUCUCGUUCAAGCACAG